AAGUUAUUAUUAUAUUUACAAAUUAAAAUUAAAACAAUUUAUUUUAAAAUAAUGUAAACUUGCCCUGCAAAAUCUAUUUAUGAAUAAUUAGGUGGAUAAAAAAGUUUGGAAGCCCUUUCUAAAUAACUUUACGACAAAAUUCUUGCUGAUAAUAAAAUUAAACAUUUUUUUGUUAAUACUGAUAUUAAUCACUAAAUCAAAUAAUAAUGUGAUUUCCUUACAAUGUGUUUUGGGGGACCGAAUAAUUAUAAAGGAAAAACUAUGAGAGAUACACAUAGAGGAAUGGGGAUUACUGAUGAAGAAUUUAAUAUUGUCAUAUAACAUAUAGGAUAAAUAAUGUGUGAAAUGGGUAUUUAGUAAGAUUUAAUUAAAAAAUGUGCAGAUAUUGCUGAGACAACAAGAUGCGAUAUUGUUGGAUAAUGAAAUAAAUAUGACAUAUUUAAUUUUUAUAUAUUAUUAAAUCAUAAAUUUUUUU
Molecule: messenger RNA, 475 nt
Organism: Ichthyophthirius multifiliis
Lineage: Eukaryota; Ciliophora; Oligohymenophorea; Hymenostomatida
Product: protozoan cyanobacterial globin family protein, putative
Exons: 2
Biological process (GO): oxygen transport
Molecular function (GO): heme binding; oxygen binding
Source: RefSeq, a predicted model, not a curated record